CUUUAAUGCACGAAAAGUGUCCACCGGCACGUCGCGGUGGGGCGAUCCUGGUGUAGUUAGGGUGUAGCUGACGGAGGAACAAAGGAUCGGGCGGAGGAGGUCGUGGCGGAGAAUCUGGCGACACGUCGGGAGGACGGCCAUCGCUGCUCUUUCUUAGCCCUUAGCUGCUUUAGCAUCGGGCUAGCGCCGCGGCUCCCGACGCGCGAUCGUUUUUAAUGCUAGAUGAGUGAGGUGGGUGUGGCUUCCCACCUGACUGACCAUCCUGACUGACGGAACGCUGGAUGACCUUGUCCCCACCCCUGUCCCUGCGUUCACAUACUCGGUCCCUUCAGCCAUGUCCCAUCUACCCAGCAGCUCAGUCCGCGACCAUAUGAAAUGGGUUUGUUUUGACAACACCAAAGUGGCCGGGCUGCUUGGGUGCGAAGCGGUCCUCUCCAGCAUGGCCCUGAUGCAGGCCAGCUCCAUGGCAGGUCCACCCAAGAAGAUGAUGGCGCCUCUGGGCCACGGCCCGCCCCAGAGAGAGGGCCCCGACCGCGGGCCCCAGAGCCACAUGAUUCUCCCCUCGGGGAUGAGCUGUCCGCCACUGUCUGUGUUUCCUCUGCAGCUCAUCAGGAAGGACGGUGACUUCCAAGCCCCUCGCCUGCUGGACGAGAAGGACAUGAGGGCCAACGAGGACAUGCAGAUGAAAAAGAAGAACCGGAAGUCAGGAACGCCCUGCAAAGUGAGAGAACAAGAUGGAAGGGGAGGGAAGGGCCCGGGCGGGGACGAGAACGGGCCGGCCUCCAAGGUGCAGAAGAACUUCAUCUGCGACCACUGUUACGGCGCCUUCAGGAGCGGCUACCACCUGAAGAGACACAUACUGAUCCACACAGGGGAGAAGCCGUAUGCUUGUGCCGUAUGUGACAUGAGGUUUAUUCAGCGUUACCACCUGGAGAGACACAGCCUCAUUCACUCGGGGGUGAAGCCGUACGCUUGUUCCAUGUGUGACAUGCGGUUUUUCCAGCGUUACCACCUGGAGAGACACAGCCAAACUCAUACGGGGGUGAAGCCCUACGCAUGCUCCAUGUGUGACAUGAGGUUCUUCCAGCGUUACCAUCUGGCCAGACACAGCCUCACUCAUACUGGGGUGAAGCCAUACGCUUGCUCCAUGUGUGACAUGAGGUUUUUCCAACGCUACCACUUGGCCAGACACAGCCUCACGCACACUGGGGUGAAGCCAUAUGCUUGCUCCAUGUGUGACAGGAGGUUUUUCCAGAGAUACCACCUGGCAAGACACACCCUCAAACACACGGGGGUGAAGCCGUACGCUUGCUCCAUGUGUGACAUGAGGUUCUUCCAGCGUUACCAUUUGGCAAGACACAGCCUCACGCACACUGGAGUGAAGCCAUACGCAUGCACCAUGUGUGACAUGAGAUUUAUCCAACGCUACCAACUGGAGAGACACAGUCUGACUCAUACCGGGGUGAAGCCGUACGCUUGCACCAUGUGUGACAAGAGGUUUUUUCAGCGCUACCACCUGGCGAGACACAGCCUCACUCAUAUGGGUGUGAAACCUUAUGCUUGCACCAUGUGUGACAUGAGGUUUUUUCAGCGAUACCACCUGGCGAGACACAGCGUCAUUCACUCGGGUGUGAAACCUUACGCAUGUACCAUGUGCGACAAGAGGUUUUUUCAACGCUACCAUCUGGCAAGACACAGCCUCACUCAUAUGGGUGUGAAACCUUACGCUUGCACCAUGUGUGACAUGAGGUUUGUUCACCGUUACCACCUGACGAGACACAGCCUCACUCACUCGGGUAUGCGUCCGUGUACCCAGGCCAUUUCACAACGUUUUUGCGCUAUUCCUGAGGGAGGGGUGAAGCCGUACGCUUGCACCAUGUGUGACAAGAGGUUUUUUCAGCGCUACCACCUGGCGAGACACAGCAUCACUCAUAUGGGUGUGAAACCUUACGCUUGCACCAUGUGUGACAAGAGGUUUUUUCAGCGGUACCACCUGGCGAGACACAGCCGCACUCAUAUGGGGGUGAAGCCGUACGCUUGCACCAUGUGUGACAAGAGGUUUUUUCAGCGCUACCACCUGGCGAGACACAGCCUCACUCAUAUGGGUGUGAAACCUUACGCUUGCACCAUGUGCGAAAAGAGGUUUUUUCAGCGCCACCACCUGGCGAGACACAGCCUCACUCAUAUGGGUGUGAAACCUUACGCUUGCACCAUGUGUGACAAGAGGUUUUUUCAGCGCCAGCACCUGGCGAGACACAGCCUCACUCAUAUGGGUGUGAAACCUUACGCUUGCACCAUGUGUGACAAGAGGUUUUUUCAGCGCCAGCACCUUGCGAGACACAGCCUCACUCAUAUGGGUGUGAAACCUUACGCUUGCACCAUGUGUGACAAGAGGUUUUUUCAGCGCCAGCACCUGGCGAGACACAGCCUCACUCAUAUGGGUGUGAAACCUUAUGCUUGCACCAUGUGUGACAUGAGGUUUUUUCAGCGCUACCACCUGGCGAGACACAGCGUCAUUCAUUCGGGUGUGAAACCUUACGCAUGUACCAUGUGCGACAAGAGGUUUUUCCAACGCUACCAUCUGGCAAGACACAGCGUCACUCAUAUGGGUGUGAAACCUUAUGCUUGCACCAUAUGUGACAUGAGGUUUGCUCAGCGUUACCACCUGACGAGACACAGCCUCACUCACUCGGGGGUGAAGCCGUAUGCUUGUUCCAUGUGUGACAUGAGGUUUAUUCAGCGUAACCACCUGGAGAGACACAGCCUCACUCACACGGGUAUGCGUUCGUUUACCGUACCCACACAACCGAGGGAGAAGCCCUUUGCUUGUGACAUGUGUGACAUGAGGUUUAUCCAACGCUACCACCUGGAGAGACACAAGCGCGUGCACAGCGGGGAGAAGCCCUACCAGUGUGAACGAUGCCAGCAGAACUUCUCGCGGACAGACCGGCUGCUGAGGCACCGACGCCUGUGCCAGGGGCGCGGCGUGGCCAAGGUGGAGAACCAGCCCUGCUGCGACCCCAGGCCCUACUCCCAGGAGCCCCCGCCGGCGCCGCCCACCUGGAGCCCCCUCCACCCCCCGCCGGGGCGGCUGGCCGUCUGACAUUCCACCCUCCGUUCGCAACCAGGCCAGAGCCGGGAGGCCCCCACGCCAGGCCUCUACUCCUCGGCCCUGUGCUGGAUGGCGUCCCGCCCUGGCACAGGCUGAGGCGUCAACUCUUUGGGAGGGGAGGGGAAACGUGACGAAGAGGGACAUUCUGUGUUGUUUUUAGUUUGUUUUUUCCCGUUUUUUUUUGUCUUUUUACUGUAUUUCUUUCUACUUUUAUUUUUUUUAAACGGCAGACUUUUCUGUGAUUCAGCAGUGGGUCCUGUUUUGUACUUAAUCUAUUGAUUUGGCUAAACGUGGUUGUGUUAUCCAGAUAUAUCUGCUUCCCGGCGGUACUGGGGAAGUGAGGCUGUGCAUCCUGUCGCCCUGGCAGCGGGCCGGUGUGCGGUUGUAUAUAGUGGUGAGAAAACAUGUGAACGACCUGCUUUUUUGUUGCUCUAAGGCCCAUUUUGUACAGUCAAGAACGGAGGUAAAAAAACAACAAAAAAAACGCUAUUGUACUAUUGCAGGUCAGUUGGCUUGGUUCACCUGGACUGGAGGAACGGUUGUAAGCAUAGUGGGUGACAGAGGGUGCCGACCGUGGGGACUACUGCUCAUAGUUGUGAUACAAGUGCUGUCCCAUUCCAUAUUAACAGUCUUGCGAAGCCCCUUCUGAUCUUAAUAUGAUGAUUUUGGUUUUGUUUUUAUCGACGAAACUCGAACUGUUGUUAAAGAGAAAAAAAAAAAAAAAAAAGCUAUUUGAAUGUAAUGUUGUACAAAAUGAAUAGAAACAGCAAAUUAGCAGCGAGUUCAUGUAUUGUCCUUUCUGCUGCUGUAAUACAGAAAGACUAGGGGGGGGUGGGGGGGAUGGGGAUGGGGAGGUUAUUUUGUUAAAGGAAAAAAAAAUAACGAUUCUACUGCGUAACACAAAGUCCUGAAGACGUAUUCCAGUGGGGCCUAGGCGUGGCCCCCCCGGUGACCACCUCCGUGACCCCCCUGGCGUCGUGUGCUGGGGCCCCAGGAUCCAGUGCUCUGCUAGAGUACCCAUGCCCUGCGUACCAAGGUGCCGGCGUACCAUAGCGUCCAUGCGUCUCUCCGCCCUGUCCUCCCUAGAUCCUGAUUGGCCGCUCCAGAAACCCCUUGGUUUUUUAAGUUUUUUUUUUUAAUGUACAGAUUCUCCAGUGGGAUGGGUUUGGGGGGGGGGGGGGGUUAAUACAAAUCUUGUGGCCUUAGUGUGCUUCUUUUUAUUUCCUGUAUUCAUUUGCCUUUUUUCUGAACUAAUGUUUAUUAUCGUGCUUCAGAUAUAUUUACUAAGACAAGGCCACCUUUUCACCCGAGGGUCUUCCGGCGGAGCCCAGACUGGUCCCCCCCCCCCACCCCACCCCCUCAGGAGAGACGCCGUUGCUUUUAAACUCAUUGUUACUGAUCAAAGAAAACAACCGUUAUAUAGGGAGGAGGAGUCAGGAGUUAAGGGAGUUUGACCGUUCGUUGUGAGUCGUCAAUAAUUAAUUUUUUUAAUCCCACCCCCCCUCCCCUGGAGAGUCACGAUGGCCGUGGCCACACACUAACGAUUUGCAUAUGUAUCCAAAUAUUAUGUGGUUGGUGUGUACAAUGGAUGUCUGUUAUGUUUUUACGGCUUAGCCUUAAAUAAGUGCAGAUACACGAGUAAUCAUUGUAGUGCAAAAUGAUAUUGUAACGGACGAUUACUUUAACCCAAGGAGAACAUUGUUGGUAAUGUGUGAGUAUCAUGGACAGAGUAACGAACUAACGGCGCAGCACCGCGAUGGUUUAAAGGGCAAUAUCAAAUAAUUCAUCUGUUAAAUCCCUAACUGUAUUCUGUUCUUUUGAGUUCUUAUUUGAUUUUUUUUAUUUUUAUUUUUUAUCAGUUUCAUUGUUAAAAUGCAAUAGAAUCCUUGAGGCUCUGAUCAUGUGUCUAUAGGAGGAGAAUUCUGCAGGCAAAUUGUUGUGUUGUCUGAGAAUUUAUCUGUUACAUUUUGAUGAUUGUUUCAAGGACCUUUUUUUUUUUAUUCUGAUGAAAUUGUAAACACUGGAGUGUCGGGAAGAAAAGACAAAAAAAAAAAAGAGAUACUGAUAUUUUUCCUUCGGACUGUACUAGAGUCUAGGUUUUAGACGGAGCCGAUUCUCCUCUACUUGACAAAGAAGGGGGUCAGAACCAUUUGGAUCAGUGCAGUUGAGAGCCCAGUAUGUAAUUUUGCCAUUAGUGGCAGUAGUACCACGAACAUGUUUUUGUUUUUGUUCUUAUACAAGUCCCUGGUAUUUGUAGUGAUUAUAUUGAUAAUGGUAUUAGAUAAGCAACAGCAUAACAGUAGCUAUCACAGAUUAGUUGUUUUCUUUAUUAGUCUUGCAUGCAGAGUUAUGGUCCUCCGUUAAAAAGGAUCUUGAUAUUGAUUAUUUUGUGUAGGCAGAAAUGAGUGCAUAAGAAUAACUUCCUAAAAAUGUUACAUUGAUUAUUGUAAAGACGGGCUAGCUAAUAUGUACCCUUGUGAUCCAAUUAGUUUCAACUGUAUGAAUCGAGAGGAAAGGCUUCUUACUAUUAUGCUGAAAUAAAAUAAUUUGUAAAAGAUA
Gadus macrocephalus (Pacific cod) is the source of this 5671-nucleotide messenger RNA. It is a transcript of the gene znf740a, whose product is annotated as zinc finger protein 740a. Lineage: Eukaryota; Metazoa; Chordata; Actinopteri; Gadiformes; Gadidae. Gene Ontology annotation, molecular function: RNA polymerase II cis-regulatory region sequence-specific DNA binding; DNA-binding transcription activator activity, RNA polymerase II-specific. The transcript is spliced from 29 exons. Gene Ontology annotation, biological process: regulation of transcription by RNA polymerase II. Bases 335 to 3103 code for a protein of 922 amino acids. Gene Ontology annotation, cellular component: nucleus. The record is from RefSeq and is a predicted model, not a curated record.